AACUAAAAAUAUGUGAACUCUAUAAAUGUCUGCAAACACGCCCUCUCUCUCUCUCUCUCUCUCUCUCUCCACUGCUCCGUCAACCUUCUCACCGGUUAAACAAAUGUCGACUGUUUGUCUCUACCCUCUCUUCCAUUGCUGCAUCAGUGAAAACCCUAGAUUGCAAAGGAUUUCCCCCAUUACUGUCCGGAGGAAGACCGGGCCAUCUUCUUUGAAGUGUGCUCCCAAGCCGCUCUCCCUUGGCGGGAGCUUCUGCAAUUUCAAGCUUCCUUCGCUUCGCACCGUCAGAGCCAGCUCCACCGACACGGCUAUCGCGAAGACUUCUGAAUCUGCGGAUGUCUACUUCAAGGAAACUUUUCUAUUGAAACAAACGGAAAGAGCGGAGGGUAAAAUAUUUAUAAGAUUUGAUCGCGGGAAAGGUAAACAGAAUUGGCAGCUCUCCGUCGGAUGUAACCUUCCGGGGAAAUGGGUUCUUCACUGGGGUGUUUCCUACAUAGACGACGUCGGCAGUGAAUGGGAUCAACCUCCUGCAGAAAUGAGACCUUCUGGUUCCAUCGCCAUUAAGGACUAUGCAAUAGAGACUCCCUUGAAGAAAUCAUCUGCCACUGUGGAAGGAGAUACAUUAUAUGAAGUGAAAAUAGAUUUUAAUCCCAACAGUGCAAUUACAGCUAUAAAUUUUGUUUUGAAGGAUGAAGAAACUGGAGCUUGGUAUCAGCACAGAGGGAGAGAUUUCAAGGUGCCUCUGAUGCAGUAUCUUCGUGAAGAUAGCAAUAUUGUUGGAGCAAAAAAAGGCUUUGGGAUAUUUCCAGGGGCUUUGGGACAUCUGUCUCACAUGCUUCGUAAAACAGAAGGAUCUCAAUCUAUAGAGAGAGAAGUCAGUACUGAACCCAUAGAUUCUCAUAAACCCAGUAGGGGUCUUGAAGGGUUUUAUGAAGAGCUAGCUAUAGUAAAAGAAGUUCCUCUUGACAACUCACUGAGUGUUUCUGUCAGGAAAUGUCCUGAGGCUGCCAAGAAUAUUCUAUACUUAGAAACUGAUAUACCUGGAGAUGUUGUUGUUCACUGGGGAGUUUGCAGAGAUAAUGAUAAAAAAUGGGAAGUUCCAGCUGCUCCAUAUCCACCAGGGACGAGAGAAUUCAAGAAGAAGGCUUUGCGGACUUUAUUACAGCCUAAAGAAGGUGGGCGUGGAUCUUGGGGAUCAUUUACUUUGGAUGGGGAACUCACUGGAUUUCUUUUUGUGCUUAAGAUAAAUGAAAACACAUGGUUGAAAAAUAUGGGAAAUGACUUCUACAUUCCCUUGUCUAGUUCAAGUAGCUUGCAGACUCAACCUAGACAGGGUCAAUCUGAGAAAACUGCGGGACCAGUGCAAGUAGCUAGCCGUACUACAUUUACAGACGGGAUCAUCCAUGAGAUAAGGAAUUUGGUAAGUGACAUUGCCUCUGAAAAGAUUCGAAAAACAAAAUCGAAAGAAGCUCAAGAAAGCAUUCUUCAGGAAAUUGAGAAGUUGGCUGCAGAAGCUUACAGUAUUUUUAGAAGUGUUACUCCAACUUUUACCGAAGAUACUGUUGUGGAAACCGAAGCAGUGAAGCCCCCUGCAAAAGUGUCUUCAGGGACAGGCUCUGGGUUUGAAAUACUAUGCCAAGGAUUUAACUGGGAAUCUCAUAAAUCCGGAAGAUGGUACUUAGAGCUCAAUGAAAAAGCUGCAGAGCUAUCUUCACUUGGUUUCACUAUUAUUUGGUUACCACCACCUACAGAAUCUGUGUCACCAGAAGGGUACAUGCCAAAGGAUUUAUAUAAUCUAAAUUCCAGAUAUGGAAAUAUAGAUGAAUUGAAGGUUCUUGUUAAGAGAUUACAUGAAGCUGGUUUGAAAGUCCUCGGAGAUGCCGUCUUGAAUCACCGCUGUGCGCACUAUCAAAAUCAGAAUGGUGUUUGGAAUAUUUUUGGUGGCCGUUUAAAUUGGGAUGAUCGUGCAGUUGUUGCGGAUGAUCCACACUUCCAGGGUCGAGGCAACAAGAGUAGCGGAGAUAAUUUUCAUGCUGCUCCAAAUAUUGAUCAUUCCCAAGACUUUGUGAGGAAGGAUGUCAAGGAAUGGUUACGCUGGUUGAGGAAAGAAAUUGGAUAUGAUGGAUGGAGGCUUGAUUUUGUUCGAGGUUUUUGGGGUGGUUAUGUCAAGGACUACAUAGAUGCAAGUGAACCUUACUUUGCUGUAGGCGAGUAUUGGGAUUCUCUCAGCUAUACGUAUGGUGAAAUGGAUCACAAUCAGGAUGCCCAUAGGCAGAGAAUUAUUGACUGGAUUAAUGCUACUAGUGGAACUGCUGGUGCAUUUGAUGUCACGACAAAAGGGAUUCUUCAUUCUACACUGGAAAGGUGUGAAUAUUGGCGAUUAUCAGACCAGAAGGGAAAACCUCCAGGGGUUGUUGGUUGGUGGCCAUCUCGUGCUGUUACGUUUAUAGAGAAUCAUGAUACCGGUUCUACUCAGGGUCAUUGGAGAUUUCCUGGUGGAAAAGAAAUGCAAGGUUAUGCUUACAUUCUGACUCAUUCAGGAACACCGGCAGUUUUUUAUGACCACAUCUUCUCUCAAUAUCGAUCUGAAAUUUCAGCGCUUAUCUCUCUCAGAAACAGAAAUAAGAUCCACUGUAGGAGUACGGUUCAAAUAACGAAGGCUGAGAGGGAUGUGUAUGCCGCCAUCAUUGAUGACAAGGUGGCAAUGAAGAUCGGACCGGGAUACUAUGAGCCCCCAAAUGGGUCGAAGAAAUGGUCUACAUCCAUUGAGGGAAGAGAUUAUAGGGUCUGGGAAGCAUCAUAAAAUUAGUAUGACCGCGAUGUUUCUGUGUUUUACAGAUUGCCUCUACAUGGAAUACUAGAAAUUUGUAUUUACGAGACAGAAGGAAGACAAGGUGGUAAAAUUGUUGGGAGUUGAUGCAGUCAAUGAACAUUAAACUGGCAGCAACUUAUACUAGAUAGAAUAUAUAUUCAUGAUCAAAGAAGCCUGGUUCUUCUGCAAUUGUGGAAAAUUGUUCAGGCUUGUCUGGUGUUGGGUGCCAAAAAUAAAUGAGAAGGUAACCGCGUAAAACUAAAACUGGGGCUGGUGCAUGCACCUUGGGCAUGGUAAGGGGAUGCCUUGUACACAUGUUAUAUUCAUAUAUAGGGUAAUAGUUUGUGAAAAUGUUUCUGAAAUAAGCAUGAUGAGGUAUUGUUGUACCUUGCAUUGACACUGUAAAUUGUGUUGAAAAUUUUGUUGAAUAUAGAAGAUGGUGAUAUUGUACGUGCUUUGUUUAAUUGUAAAAUGUUUGGAAAUAGAAAUUAUUUGCGUUCUCUUGGGACUAA
Molecule: messenger RNA, 3324 nt
Organism: Malania oleifera
Lineage: Eukaryota; Viridiplantae; Streptophyta; Magnoliopsida; Santalales; Ximeniaceae
Product: alpha-amylase 3, chloroplastic
Exons: 13
Coding region: 26-2803 (925 amino acids)
Biological process (GO): carbohydrate metabolic process
Molecular function (GO): calcium ion binding; alpha-amylase activity
Source: RefSeq, a predicted model, not a curated record